Molecule: messenger RNA, 2302 nt
Organism: Medicago truncatula (barrel medic)
Lineage: Eukaryota; Viridiplantae; Streptophyta; Magnoliopsida; Fabales; Fabaceae
Product: protein NRT1/ PTR FAMILY 8.3
Exons: 5
Coding region: 175-1932 (585 amino acids)
Biological process (GO): transmembrane transport; oligopeptide transport
Cellular component (GO): membrane
Molecular function (GO): transmembrane transporter activity
Source: RefSeq, a predicted model, not a curated record
UUGAACUCCGACAAAAAUCUCGGGUUUAUUGCUUAUGCAGUUCACGUUGACCUCUCAAUUUCCUACUCUAUAGAGUUCCAGCUCUCAGUUUCUUACAAACACACAAGCAUGAAUUUCAACUGAUUAAAACAACUUCUAAAAGGAAAUUGUAGCGUCUCAACUCUUAACAGAUAUAUGGGUUCCAUAGAGAAUGAUUCAUCACUUGCGGAAGAAGAAUCUUUUCUUCAGGAUGAAGAGAGCAGGCGAUACACCGGAGAUGGUUCGGUUGAUUUUAAAGGAAGGCCUGUUCUCAAGCAGAAUACUGGCAAUUGGAAAGCUUGUCCAUUUAUCCUAGGUAAUGAAUGUUGCGAACGUUUGGCAUACUAUGGCAUUGCAAAAAAUCUUGUCACCUAUCUCACCCGCAAACUACAUCAAGGAAAUGCCUCUGCUGCAAGAAAUGUGACCACUUGGCAAGGCACUUGUUAUCUUACACCACUCAUUGGAGCCAUUCUAGCUGAUUCUUACUUGGGGCGAUACUGGACUAUUGCUGUUUUCUCUACAAUUUAUUUCAUUGGAAUGUGUACACUGACUCUUUCUGCAUCGGUUCCGGCAUUGAAGCCUGCAGACUGUUUCAGUUCAGCAUGCCCUCCAGCUACUCCUUCACAAUACGCUGCCUUCUUCGUUGGUCUUUACCUGAUUGCACUUGGGACUGGUGGUAUUAAACCAUGUGUGUCGUCUUUUGGGGCAGAUCAGUUUGAUGAUACUGAUCCCCAAGAAAGGUUUAAGAAGGGAUCAUUUUUCAAUUGGUUUUACCUUUCUAUCAACAUAGGAGCCCUUGUAUCAGGCACUUUUAUUGUGUGGAUUCAAGAAAAUGCAGGCUGGGGUAUUGGAUUCGGCAUUCCUACUUUAUUUAUGGGAUUAGCUAUAGGAAGCUUCUCUUUAGGCACACCCCUCUACAGAUUUCAAAAACCAGGGGGAAGUCCUGUUACAAGAAUGUUCCAAGUUGUGGUAGCGUCUUUUCGGAAGCGGUAUUUGGUUGUCCCUGAGGAUAGUAGUCUCUUGUACGAGACACCGGACAAGAGUUCUGCAAUUCUAGGAAGUCGGAAACUGGAGCACAGUCAUGAGCUAAGGUGUCUCGAUAAAGCAGCUAUAGUGUCUGAUGCUGAGAGGAAAAGCGUCGACUAUUCUAACUUGUGGAGACUUUGCACAGUGACACAGGUGGAGGAAUUGAAAAUUUUGAUCCGAAUAUUUCCAAUUUGGGCUGCCGGAAUAGUUUUUAAUGCUGUUUAUGCCCAGCUGUCAACACUGUUUGUGGAACAAGGAACUAUGAUGGACACAAGUAUUGGUUCAUUCAAAAUACCACCAGCUUCCCUCUCAAGUUUUGAUGUAAUAAGUGUUAUUUUCUGGGUUCCUGUCUAUGACAGGAUUAUAGUUCCCCUCGCAAGGAAAUUUACAGGCAAAGAACGAGGCUUUUCAGAGUUGCAAAGAAUGGGAAUUGGCCUUUUUAUCUCAAUCUUUAGCAUGUUAGCAGCUGUUGUUCUUGAGAUUAAGCGUCUGCAGCUUGCAAAAGAGCUUGACCUUAUUGAUAAACCUGUUGCUGUACCAAUUAGUAUAUUUUUUCAAAUACCUCAGUAUUUCUUAUUUGGGGCAGCAGAAGUAUUCACAAACGUGGGGCAACUUGAAUUCUUUUAUGACCAAUCUCCAGAUGCCAUGCGGACUUUAUGCAGUGCUUUGGCACUUUUGACUACUUCAUUGGGGAAUUACUUGAGCUCUUUCAUUCUCACUGUUGUAACUCACUUCACUACACAAGGUGGAAAUCCUGGGUGGAUUCCAGAUAACCUGAACAAAGGUCAUCUUGAUUAUUUUUUCUGGCUUUUAGCUGGACUUAGCUUCUUAAAUAUGUUGGUGUACAUAGUUUCAGCCAAAAAGUACAAGAAGAAAAAAGCUUCUUAGGAUUUUUCAGCUGGACUUGGCUUAGGAUUUUUCAGCUGGACUUGGCUUAGGAUUUUUCAGCUGGACUUGGCUUCUUAAAUAUGUUGGUGUACAUUGUUUCGGCCAAAAAGUACAAGAAAAAAGCUUCUUAGGAUUUUUCAGGCAUUGAUUAGGAGUGUGGAAUCACAUAUUGAUGUUUUCUUCUGUUGUUGCUGUGAUUGUUCUGUAUAUAACAUAUGAAUAUUCUUUGGUUAUGUACUUUAUUUGACCUGUCAAGAAGAAUAUGUGUUAUGCCCGGGUAAAACCAGUCCAUUCAUCAUCUUUUGGCAUGUAUAAGUUAUAAGAUUGAUUGCUACUCAUUAAUGUCAAUUAUCGGCGGUUAAUUUCUCUA